Molecule: messenger RNA, 3797 nt
Organism: Propithecus coquereli (Coquerel's sifaka)
Lineage: Eukaryota; Metazoa; Chordata; Mammalia; Primates; Indriidae
Product: paxillin
Exons: 12
Coding region: 158-1822 (554 amino acids)
Biological process (GO): substrate adhesion-dependent cell spreading; transforming growth factor beta receptor signaling pathway; endothelial cell migration
Source: RefSeq, a predicted model, not a curated record
CGGCGGGCGCGGGCGCGCGCGGCGGCGGCGCGUUCCGUUCCGGGCCGAGGCUCGCGGCGGAAAAGUUGCGGGGCUUGAAGAGCGGCCCCGGGACGGGCAGCGAACGCGACGCCGAGCCGGCUCCCGGCUCCCGGCGCCCGGCGCCCGUGGUCCGGCCAUGGACGACCUCGAUGCCCUGCUGGCGGACCUGGAGUCCACCACCUCCCACAUCUCCAAACGGCCCGUGUUCUUGUCCGAGGAGACCCCCUACUCAUACCCAACUGGAAACCACACGUACCAGGAGAUUGCCGUGCCACCCCCUGUCCCUCCACCCCCAUCCAGCGAGGCCCUCAAUGGCACGAUCCUUGACCCCUUAGACCAGUGGCAGCCCAGCGGCUCCCGAUUCAUCCACCAGCAGCCUCAGUCCCCGUCACCUGUGUACGGCUCCAGUGCCAAAACUUCCAGUGCCUCCAACCCUCAGGACGGCUCUCCGUGUUCCCGAGCGGGCGAGGAGGAGCACGUCUACAGCUUCCCCAACAAGCAGAAAUCAGCUGAGCCUUCACCCACCGUAAUGAGCUCCUCCCUGGGCAGCAACCUCUCUGAACUCGACCGCCUGCUGCUGGAGCUGAACGCCGUGCAGCACAACCCGCCGGGCUUCCCUGCAGAUGAGGCCAACUCAAGCCCCCCACUUCCCGGGGCCUUGAGCCCCCACUAUGGCGUCCCAGAGAAUAACAGCCCCGUGGGGGGCAAAGCCGGGCCCCUGACAAAAGAGAAGCCUAAGCGGAAUGGGGGCCGGGGCCUGGAGGACGUGCGGCCCAGUGUGGAGAGUCUCUUGGAUGAACUGGAGAGCUCUGUGCCCAGCCCUGUCCCUGCCAUCACUGUGAACCAGGGCGAGAUGGGCAGCCCUCAGCGAGUCUCCAGCCAGCAGCAGACACGCAUCUCGGCCUCCUCUGCCACUAGGGAGCUGGACGAGCUGAUGGCUUCACUGUCGGAUUUUAAGUUCAUGGCCCAGGGGAAGACGGGGAGCAGCUCACCGCCUGGGGGACCCCCAAAGCCCGGGAGCCAGCUAGACAGCAUGCUGGGGAGCUUGCAGUCCGACCUGAACAAGCUGGGCGUUGCCACAGUUGCCAAAGGGGUCUGCGGGGCCUGCAAGAAGCCCAUUGCCGGACAGGUUGUGACUGCCAUGGGGAAGACGUGGCACCCGGAGCACUUCGUCUGCACCCACUGCCAGGAGGAGAUCGGAUCCCGGAACUUCUUCGAGCGGGAUGGACAGCCCUACUGUGAAAAGGACUAUCACAACCUCUUCUCCCCGCGCUGCUACUACUGCAACGGCCCCAUCCUGGAUAAAGUGGUGACAGCUCUUGACCGGACGUGGCACCCUGAGCACUUCUUCUGUGCCCAGUGUGGAGCCUUCUUCGGUCCCGAAGGGUUCCACGAGAAGGACGGCAAGGCCUACUGCCGCAAGGAUUACUUUGACAUGUUCGCGCCCAAGUGUGGCGGCUGUGCCCGGGCCAUCCUGGAGAACUACAUCUCGGCCCUCAACACGCUUUGGCAUCCUGAGUGCUUUGUGUGCCGGGAAUGCUUCACGCCAUUCGUCAACGGCAGCUUCUUCGAGCACGACGGGCAGCCCUACUGCGAGGUGCACUACCAUGAGCGGCGCGGCUCACUGUGCUCCGGCUGCCAGAAGCCCAUCACGGGCCGCUGCAUCACCGCCAUGGCCAAGAAGUUCCACCCGGAGCACUUCGUCUGUGCCUUCUGCCUCAAGCAGCUCAACAAGGGCACCUUCAAGGAGCAGAACGACAAGCCUUACUGUCAGAACUGCUUCCUCAAGCUCUUCUGCUAGGCACCCCACUCCCUUCCUCAGCCCCCCUUCCCCAGCCAGCGUCCUCGACUGCUACUGUGACCCAGAGACCUCGCCCGGGGGUGAAGGGGCAAACCUGACUGAAACUGGAACCCUCGUCCUCAGCUGGUGCAGGGUGGGAAGAGGCCGUGAGGGGUCCCGCCUGCUCGUCUUCACCCCUGCCUCUGGGCCUCCUCCCUCCUCCUGCAGCUCUCCCCGGGCUGACCACUCUUCAUCCUCCCUGGGGCGGGGUGGGGCGGCGGUGGAGAGGGAGGAGGGCCCCACCCGACCCCACGUGUGAACCGGCCUGGCCCGGCCAGCACCCACACUGGAGCCAUCUCUUACUCAUCAUUUCAGCAGUGGAGCCGGGGCGGGGGGAGGGCAGGCAGGGCCAGAUGGGGUCUCUCUUUAUCCUUAUUUGUCCCCCAACCUAACUGUCCUUGUUCUGAGAGUGCUGGGGGACACCUGGCUCCCUCCAGACAAUGCCAGCAUAAAUCCAUCCAUGCAUCCAAGGGUGGAAGAGUCCAAGGGGCCACAGAAGGUUCCCUGUGCUCCUUCUGCACUUCCAGCCUCCCCAGGCCUGCCUGGGCGACUGCCCCCCGCCUGAACCCUCACCACAACCUCCCUUUUAUACCUGCCCGGGUUCUACUGAGAAAGGCCUCUCCAGCAAUAAGGUUUUCUAGUCACUUCCUCUGUCUCGGGGCUGGCGUGAGGUGGGGGUGUCACCCGUGCCUGGACACUGUACCGACUUUGAUAGAUUUCUACACUGAGGUUUGAAUUCUUAUCGCCUGAGUUGCUUUUACUUCUCUAUACAAAAUGAUUUUGAAGAGAUUUUAAAGAUGUUCCCUUUUGUACUCUCCUCCUUGUCUACCGCCACCGGGCCUGUCAGUGACGGCGGCCUUGGUAUGGAGUUUGCUUUGUACCGAGGGCCUGGGCUGGGGAAGCAAUUUGUAUUUUAUUUUUUCUUAGCACAAGCAGGUGAUCGGGGAGCAGCUCUGUGACUCCCCUCCUUUCACUUCAUAGCUCACCAGGACUGUUUUAUAAACUGCUGUAUUUUGAAACCCCUUCCUUACUGCCCAGGCCAGCAAGCUCUUAACUGAAACUGGUCUAAGGGUGUCUUUGUCCUUGGCCUAGAAUUCGGAACCUCAUCUGUUCUGCUCCCGGGGAAGAAGGGGAAGUAUACUUUGGAGGCUGCUUCCUGUCUGAGGAAGCCGUCAGGAGCCUCUGCUCCCCUGUGGACUUCUUGGCAACAAAGAGAACCCACUGAACAUGCUCAGCCUCCUCGCCGCUUCUCUGGGGCUCUCUCUUCUGCCUUCUCAGGAAAGCUGGUGCAGACUGUGACCACGAGGACUAUGAAAGUCUCUUUGGUCUUGUUGAUUCCACUGGGCAUAUCACUUCCCCACGUCUGCCCUCCUGGGAGGCUGGGUACAGGUUCUUCCCCUUGUACAGGUGGGAUCAACACUCAGGAGGUCUGGAGAGAAGGCCCCAGGGGGUUGUGAGGGACCCUGGUAGGAUUUCGAGAAGGCGACGGGACCCUGCUGGAGCAACAGGAAGCCCCCAGAGCUCUCUGUCCCAAGGAUGAAACAGGAGCAGCCAGGCCUGAGGUUCCUGGUCUAGGGAAAGGGACCGCACAGGGGCCUAACAGGAGGAGGAUUCAGACGACCACACUGGCCUCCUAGCAGAGGCUGAGAGCCCUGGGAUCUCAGAAGAGGGUCCCUCUGGGGCUGGGGGCUGGGGAGAUCCACCUGGCCCCUCCGGAGCUCUGAUGUCUCCACUUCCACCCACAGGCCUUAUUGCUCUGUUUACAGCGACCCGCCCCAGGCCCCUCCCCAAGAGGGACUGGGGUUUCUGGGGUCCACCGUCUGGGUCAUUGGUUAUUUGAUAAUUUGAUUUUGAUUAUUUUUUUCCUCUGUAAACUUCUGGCUUUGCCCAUUUCAAUUCCUGUGAUUUAUGCCAAUAAAGUUUGCCAUUAUUUUCA